AUGAAGCUGAUUCUUAUCUUCUUUUGUGGCCUGCUAGCUCUCGUAGCUGCAGCGGAUACAGGUGCCAAAGAGCAGUGUGCCAAAACAUGUGAUCCCCGUGACAGUUGCUGCAUCGCCAAGUGCUAUCAGGUGCCUUGCCCCAGUGAGAGUCAGGUUGAUGACACCCAUGAUUGUGUCGCCGCAUGCCCUCAGGGCACUGGCUCCCCAGCCGACACCCAGAAGUAUGCCGACUGUGAGCAGCGUUGCUUCGACACUCACUACCUCCCCGCCGCCGGUGUCGCCGCUACAACUACUUCGUCCGGUGCCACUGCUUCUAGCACUACUACUUCUGGCACCACCACCUUUUCUAGCACUACUGCCUUCACAACCACUUCUUCUGAUACAAUUGCCUCUGGCAUCUCUGCUUCGGGCACCCAUACUACCCAGACUGAUACCACUGCCAAUUCGGACAGCAUAUCCUCCAAGGAAAGUGGUUCGUCCAGUCCCACUAGUGCUGCGCACACCACCAAUGCGGCUGUCAACAUUCAGAUCAGUGCUUUGAGCGUCAGUAUCUUUGGCUUGGUGAUCGCUGCUUUUGCUUUGUGA
Molecule: messenger RNA, 585 nt
Organism: Penicillium longicatenatum
Lineage: Eukaryota; Fungi; Ascomycota; Eurotiomycetes; Eurotiales; Aspergillaceae
Exons: 3
Coding region: 1-585 (194 amino acids)
Source: RefSeq, a predicted model, not a curated record